Messenger RNA from Cryptococcus amylolentus CBS 6039, 402 nucleotides. RefSeq lists its product as hypothetical. The coding region runs from base 1 to 402 and encodes 133 amino acids. The record is from RefSeq and is a predicted model, not a curated record. Gene Ontology annotation, molecular function: peptidyl-tRNA hydrolase activity. The transcript is spliced from 4 exons. Lineage: Eukaryota; Fungi; Basidiomycota; Tremellomycetes; Tremellales; Cryptococcaceae.
AUGGCACUCCCCAAGCCGACUGGACUGGUAAUGCAGAUAAUCAUCCCCAAAGAUCUCAUCACUGUGCACAAUUGGCCUACAGGCCCGCUUAUGGCUCAGUCUGCCCAUGCUGCGACCGCCGUGCUGCACAAGUUCCGUGAUCAUCCUGAUGUAAAGAGGUAUCUGGAGGGGGAAGAUGGCAGAGGGUGGGAAGUCAUGCGCAAGGUGGUUUUGCAAGUGAAAGAUGGAGAUACUCUGAGACAGCUGGCGGCCAAGAUCGAUGCUAUGAAGAACCCCAUCGGGUAUCACCUGUGGACCGAACAGCCGGAGAACAUACCCGCCGCCCUCGCUUUGGUGCCCAACAAGCGUCCGAAGGCACUGAAACAAGUCCUGGACGAGGCUGGAUGCGAGCUGUUCCAGUAA